UAGGGUGCGUUUUAAUGAAGUUUAAUUAAAAAAAUGAAUAAUAACACAGAAAAGCCCCUCCUGGAUAUAAACCCUAUUUCUUUCUUUCCAUCGAUUCACUGCUUCACUAGAUCCAUCGUCUUCACUAGUUCGACUGCAUCAUCUUCUCUUCGGAAGCUUUUACAAAAAGCGGUGACAACACGGCACUUCAGUGUGAGGCAGUGCUUCUUGCACACGACUAGAAGAUAAAAAGAGAGAUAGCAUGUGAGAUGUAUUUGCUUAAAGUAAAUAAUUGUGCAGAAACGAUUUUAUUUCUCAGCACCUAAAAAACUAACGCUAUCGAAUCAAACCCUAAGCAUGUUGAAGUUCUUGUCGAAAGUGAAGAUUGAAUUCAAUGCACUAGACCCACGUACGGCGGCAUGCAUGGAGUUCUUGGCUCAGUGCAAUGCUCGAACAGCCAAGGAGUCGAACCCUUCGUGUCAACUGUUGGUCAAACGCCGCACUGAUAGCUACCCACCGCAGAUCUCGGUGACAUUUGUGAACGGGGUGGAGGAAGUUUUUGAUGCCACCUCAACACCCGCACAAACCAUCCGGAAGAUGAUUCUAGAAAAAGGUCAACAGCUGGAAACAGAACAAAUGUUUCGUGAAGCCGGUGAGAAGUGGCCCGUAAUUAUUCCGGCGGAAGAGAUUCAUCAGUCAUUCCCUGGUACCAAGCCAAGGAAAGCAGAAGAAAAGAAGCAAUAGCUCUCAACAACUAUCCUACGCUCAUGCUAUGUGGAUGAUGCUUGCAUUAUGUUUGCAGGUUAGUUAAAUUCAAGAAAGGUUUUGUAGUGGAAUUGACAUAAAUGCCCUUCAGUUUAUUACUGGCAUUUUAUUCACUUAAGUAAUAAUUAAACUUAUUAUUACGUUUCCCGUUCUUCGCUUAAGGAAUAAUUAAACUUAUUAUA
This is a messenger RNA of Helianthus annuus (common sunflower), 926 nucleotides long. RefSeq lists its product as uncharacterized. Bases 337 to 723 code for a protein of 128 amino acids. The record is from RefSeq and is a predicted model, not a curated record. Lineage: Eukaryota; Viridiplantae; Streptophyta; Magnoliopsida; Asterales; Asteraceae. Gene Ontology annotation, cellular component: mitochondrial large ribosomal subunit. The transcript is spliced from 4 exons.